This is a messenger RNA of Closterium sp. NIES-65, 213 nucleotides long. The record is from the annotation of a GenBank genome assembly. NCBI's taxonomy places the organism in Eukaryota, Viridiplantae, Streptophyta, Zygnematophyceae, Desmidiales, Closteriaceae.
AUGCGCGGCGCGCCUUUGGGAGCAGGAUCUCGUUCCUCUCCGCUCUUCAUCACCGACGCUUCGCACCGUGACAAUUUCGCAGCAGAAGCAGCAGCAUUGCGUCGCGUUGGACCCAAAGCUGUUCCAUACCUCAUCGUCUUCGCGCACGAGAUCUCCAGCAGCAAGGGCGCUCAUUACAUUCACCGUACCGUUUUCAAACCGCUCGCCCCGUAG